Molecule: messenger RNA, 765 nt
Organism: Engraulis encrasicolus (European anchovy)
Lineage: Eukaryota; Metazoa; Chordata; Actinopteri; Clupeiformes; Engraulidae
Product: millepora cytotoxin-1-like
Exons: 5
Coding region: 1-489 (162 amino acids)
Biological process (GO): collagen fibril organization
Cellular component (GO): extracellular matrix
Source: RefSeq, a predicted model, not a curated record
AUGUUCAAUUACACAUCCGACUCUGAGGGCAAGAGAAGCAAGAGAUAUGUCAAUAGCUUUGACUCUGCAUUCCUGUUCAUCUGCCCCUAUGGACAAACCAUCUCAAGGAUUUCAAGCUACCAUAACGACAAUUAUGAAGACAGACGUUUCAGCAUUGAUUGUGCAACUCCACGCUCCUCCAUUGGAAGCUGUUCUUUGUCCGGAUAUGUGAACAGCUUUGAUCGGCCAUUCGAAUACAUCUGUCCCAGCAACCGUGUCAUAUCGGGAAUGGGUGGUUACCAUAGCAACAGCUAUGAGGAUCGCCGCUGGCAGUACUGGUGCUGUGGUGGAUCCCUGCGCGUUGGCAGCUGCUACUGGACCAGCUACGUCAACUACUUUGACGAGUACUUCAACUUCUACGUCCCCUAUGGCAGCUACAUCACCGGAGUCUCCUCCUACCAUGACAACGGCUAUGAGGAUCGCCGCUUCCGAUUCCGUAUCUGCUAUUAGCAGUGAAGAGGAAGGACAGGAAUGAAGACUACCACAGGAGUAAAAAAGCAAAAGUAGAAUUAAUAUUCUUACUGAUGUAAUUGCAACACCAGUUCCUGUUUAGCUUAUUCCACUGAACCUAAUUCAGUAGACGCACUGUUCAUUAAGAGUACUUCUACUUCAUACUCAUCUGAAGAUUAUAUACUAUGGUGGUGAGAAAAACUCUAUUUUCCCUUUAAGAGUUGUGUGUGUUUGAGUGACAUUUGAAAUUGCUAAUGCGCCAAUUCUAUUACAUGG